UUUCUUGUAAUGAUAAUCAAUCCACUUAACAAAGCCAAGUAGGACAUUCUAGGCAUAUAGAAACCAAUAAUUUCUUACUUAUUCAAAGUGAAAGGUUCCACAAGAAAGACACCACAAACCAUCUAAUCCUUCAUUCAAAGACCAGAAAUUCUCAAAAACAAAGUUUUUCAUGUUUAUGGAGCUUCACAGAAACUACUCAUCCUCUCAUGGCACCAUUUCCUUUUCAUCUUUAAACCUCUCUUCUAUCUUCUUUUACUUCCUGCUGUCAUCUUCAAUCUUUUCUCUUGGUCAUGUAAAUGGUUAUAUGUUUAUCUAUGGAGGUUGUUCACAAGAUAGAUACCCACCAGACUCUCCUUUUGAAGUACACCUCAACUCUUUACUAUCUUCAAUCGUUAGUUCAUCUUCUCAGUUUUCUUACAACGCUUUCGCUAUCGGUAACAGUAGUACACCCGACAGUAACGCCGCGUACGGCUUAUAUCAAUGCAGAGGUGACUUGAAACUUCACGACUGCACAAGUUGUGUUCAGAAUGCAGUUGGACAAAUAAAUUUGGUAUGUCCAAAUUCUUUUGCAGCUGGUUUGCAGUUAGACUCUUGUUAUGUCAGAUACGAAAAUAUUGAUUUCUUGGGUAAACCCGAUACGGCGAUCUUAUAUAAAAAGUGCAGCAGAAGUACUAGUGAUGAUGUUGAAUUCUAUAAGAGAAGAGAUGACGUUCUUGCGGAACUGCAAGCAGCUACAAGUUUUCGUGUUGCUAGUUUAGGGAUGGUGGAAGGUUUUGCUCAAUGUUUAGGUGACUUGAGUCCAUCUGAUUGUUCAUCAUGUCUUUCUGAAGCUGUUUCGAAGCUGAAAAACACUUGUGGCUCCGCAUCAGCAGUGGAUAUUUACUUGGGACAGUGUUAUGCUCGGUAUUGGGCUUCCGGAUACUACAAUUCCUCAGAUUCUUCGAGUGAGGACAAUGUUGGGAGAACCGUUGCCAUAAUAGUGGGCGUACUUGCAGGUGUUGCAGUGAUCAUCGUGCUCCUCUCAUUUUUACGCAAAGCACUCGGGUAAGAUGACAAAAUGUGCAGGAUGAUUGUGUCAUGAUUCCAUUUUGUUGUUGGAGAUGGUAAUUCUUCUGUAAAAUGUUCUUUCUAUUGAUUUUUCCCAUCUAUAUAAUACAGUGUAGUGCAACUAAGUGGUUGCUUUGUCUUUCUUUUUUCCCGUGGGGUAUAAAGUAUUCUGCUAGUGCCCAUGCUUUUCAAAAGAAGCCCUACAAUUAGGCUAUUCAUAUUAUUUUGAGAGAUACCAACCAAUUCUG
Papaver somniferum (opium poppy) is the source of this 1295-nucleotide messenger RNA. Its product is annotated as cysteine-rich repeat secretory protein 15-like. The transcript is spliced from 3 exons. Gene Ontology annotation, cellular component: plasmodesma. The record is from RefSeq and is a predicted model, not a curated record. Lineage: Eukaryota; Viridiplantae; Streptophyta; Magnoliopsida; Ranunculales; Papaveraceae. The coding region runs from base 170 to 1048 and encodes 292 amino acids.